Cutaneotrichosporon cavernicola is the source of this 1833-nucleotide messenger RNA. RefSeq lists its product as uncharacterized. Gene Ontology annotation, molecular function: magnesium ion binding; pyruvate decarboxylase activity; thiamine pyrophosphate binding. The transcript is spliced from 6 exons. Lineage: Eukaryota; Fungi; Basidiomycota; Tremellomycetes; Trichosporonales; Trichosporonaceae. The record is from RefSeq and is a predicted model, not a curated record. Bases 1 to 1833 code for a protein of 610 amino acids. Gene Ontology annotation, cellular component: nucleus; cytosol.
AUGUCCGACCAGAUUCACCUUGCAGAGUACAUCGUCGAGCGGCUCAAGCAGGCUGGCGUCAAGUCUAUCUUCGGCGUCCCAGGCGACUACAACCUCGAGCUUCUCGACUACUUCGAAUCCGACCCCACUCUCCAAUGGGUUGGCAACGCCAACGAGCUCAACGCAGCCUACGCGGCCGACGGCUACGCCCGCACCAACCACGGCCUAGGGGUCCUGGUAACGACGUUUGGGGUCGGCGAACUCUCGGCCCUAAACGGCAUCGCAGGUUGUCUUGCCGAACGCAUUCCCGUUCUCCACAUCGUCGGCGCUCCCAGUACAGCUAUGCAGAAGGAGCACGUGCUCCUGCACCACACGCUCAAUACCGAGAGCUCGUUCGACACGUUCAGCAAAAUGAGCGCACCCCUGUCUUGCGCUACGGCUCUGCUGUCGCAAGUUACGCCCGAGGCCGAUACGAGUUAUAGUGACGCCUUUGACAAGGCGCUCGCGGAAUGUCUUACACAGUGUCGGCCGGCUUAUGUCGAGCUCCCGAUGGACACCGUGCGGAGCAUGGUGUCUUCCGAGGGCCUCGAGAAGCCUCUCCCACAGCCAUCCUCCGCCCCGCCAUUCGGUGAGAACGCCCCCCUCAACCCCGGGAGCACACCGACCAACCAGCUCUUCCAGAGCACUGACGACCACUUUGAUGCGCCCCCCGAGCUCGUGACCUCGCACGUCGUUGACGUCAUUACGAAAAAGUACGCGGCCGCCAAGCGCCCGACCGUCCUAGUCGACGCCUGCGCGGCCCGCUUCGGCGUUGGCGACCUCGUCCGUGAGCUGGUCGAGUCGUGCGGGCUUCGCUUCUUCACCACCCCAAUGGGCAAGGGAAUCCUGGACGAGCGCCACCCGCUCUUCGGCGGCUGUUACGCUGGUUCAAACUCCCUCGCUACCGUCAAGGAUGAGAUCGAAGCCUCCGACUUUGUGCUGUACGUCGGUGCCCUCAAGUCCGACUUCAACUCUGGCUCCUUCACCAUCGGCAUUCCGACGGAACACGCCGUCCGCCUACACUCCUUCACGACGAAUGUGGGAUUUGCGGCCUACCCAACGACCGAUAUUCGGCACGUGCUCCCACUCCUCCUGCCCGCAUUCAAGAAAGUCAAGAGUCGGCCGGCGAAGCACGACUCUCUAGAGGAGAAGAUCAAGGCUGGCAACGUCAUGGCUUUCAAGAAGAUGCCGGAUAACGAGGACGGCAAGAUCGUCCAUGCGUGGCUGUGGCAGCGCAUGGCGGCUUGGUUCAAGGACGACGACGUCAUUAUCACAGAGACGGGGACUAGCUCGUUCGGACUGCUUCCCAUUCCCCUGCCUAGUCGGUGCACUUACGUCACCCAGGUGCUAUGGGGGAGUAUUGGAUGGAGCGUGGGCGCGGCGCUGGGGUGCGCCCUGGCUGCGGACGAGCAGGGUGGGCGCCGGACGGUGCUGUUUGUCGGCGACGGGUCUUUCCAGCUUACCGUCCAGGAAGUCGGGACGAUCGUGCGCCGGGGCGUGCCGGCGUACAUCUUCGUUCUCAACAAUGACGGGUACGAGAUCGAGCGCCUGAUCCACGGCCCGAACGCUGGAUACAACGAGAUCCAGAUGUACAACCUGCAGAUGUGCCUUCCCUUCCUUGGGGGGAAGAAGCCGGCCGUUCCUUACGAGAGCUUCAAGGUCAGCACGCAGGGCGAGCUGCAUGCGCUGCUCCAGGACCGGGCGUUCGGCGUGGCUGACAAGGUCCGGCUCAUUGAACUCGUCAUGCCCCGCGGCGAUGCGCCAGCCGGACUCAUCAAGCAGGCGCAGCUUACGGCCAAGGCGAAUGCCAAGUAA